Molecule: messenger RNA, 771 nt
Organism: Alternaria incomplexa
Lineage: Eukaryota; Fungi; Ascomycota; Dothideomycetes; Pleosporales; Pleosporaceae
Exons: 3
Coding region: 1-771 (256 amino acids)
Biological process (GO): pectin catabolic process
Cellular component (GO): extracellular region
Molecular function (GO): pectate lyase activity
Source: RefSeq, a predicted model, not a curated record
AUGAAGGCCUCCGUCGCUGCUGCCAUCGUGGCUUUCGCCGUCGCCGUCUCCGCCGGUCCCAGCAAGCCUUCUCCCAUGAACUUCUUCAACCUGAACAAGCGGGCGAGCUUGCCUAUCCCGGCCUCCAAGGGCUCCCAGACGCUCAAGGAGCCCAUGGAGAUCACUGGCACCUUUGACGGUGGUCUCAAGACCUACGGUCGUGGCGUGUCUUGCACUGGCCAAGCCGAAGGCGGAGAUUCUGACGCGGUCUUUAUUCUAAAGGAUGGCGCUACUUUGAAGAACGCGAUUAUCGGAGAGGACCAGGUCGAGGGUGUCCACUGCGAGGGCAGCUGCACCAUCGAGAACGUUUGGUGGGCUGCUGUCUGCGAGGACGCGCUUUCUCUCAAGAAAGAUGGUGACGCAACUGUGAUCGGUGGAGGAGCUACCGGCGCCGAAGAUAAGGUCAUCCAGCAGAACGGCGCUGGAACUGUCACUAUCGACGGCUUCACCGUUGACACCUUCGGCAAGCUAUACCGCUCCUGCGGUAACUGCAAGCAAUCCGCCGAGCGCCAUGUUAUCAUGAAGAACGUCAAGGCCUCCAACGGCAAGCUCCUUGCUGGCAUCAACCCUAACUUCGGAGACUCCGCCACGAUCGACGCUACCAACUGCGCCAGCUCCGUCAAGGUCAUUUGCGAGGAGUUCAAGGGUGUUGCUUCUGGCAGCGAGCCAGAGAGCGUUUCCAAGGGCCCCUCCGACGCCUGCAUCUACAAGGAGCCUCUCUCUUCUUGCUAG